AGUCGCUUCCAAGUUCUUCCGCCACCUGUUACCUUCAGCUGUAGCGUCUGGAGUCGACCACGCCAAGUAACUGGGGAAGAGGGAGGGGGCGAAGCGCAUCCUCCUUGGAAGGACCCUCCCCCAUUCCGAUUCUGGGGGGGAAAGAGAAGACCACCCUAACUUCUAGACACCUUCCAGGUGGGAAGACAGAUUCUUCCCUCAGUCAAACAUCUCUAGACAAGGACUGGGAGAGAGAACUUCUACAAGGCAAGGACUCCAUAUAUGUUUAAGAGUGAAGCGCACCGGUUUGGCUUACUGAGACUUUGGAAGGGGCGGUGAUGGGGAAAGAACCCCUCUCCUUUCAAUCCAGAAAAUAAGCACGCCAUCAUCCACCCCAUCCCAAGAAACACUCUCCCAAAGGAAUUCGGACUUUGGAAACUUCCCCAUAACUCUGCUGUGAAGAGAAUCCCGAUCUUGCUACAUUUCAGGGGAGGCUGAGGCGGAGCCAGAGGCACCCCCCCCCACACACCCAAUCUUUCAUUGCUUUGAAACCAAGAAAUGCACGCUGCGACUCCCCAGUGAAAGAAAAACCAUUCCUCCCACCUUCAAGAGGCAGGCUACCGGCUCGCUCAUAAACAUGCACCCCGGUGGUUGUUAGCAUCCUCAGGAGACUGCGGCCCGCCAACCAGGCAGCCUCCAGCGCAGGACCGAACGUGGGAAAGCCCACCGGAGCUCGGGGAGAGGAGGAAGAGCUGGGGGGGGGGCAGCGGGGAGUUGAGCUGAGCAAGGCCCCCUCCAGGCUGGAGGAGCAACCAUGAAGCUCGAGGUCUUCGCCCCGCGUUACGAGGACAAGCUGAGCAGCAGCAGCAGCAGCGAUCAUGAAGGCAGCAGCGCGGCGUCUCCGCUGCCCGCCGAGAGCGAGCUGGGCUCGGACGGGGACUGCGCUGCCCUCAGCCCGGCCAGCGGCCGCGGGAGCUCCCCCAGCGGUCAGGGCUCGGAGCCCUCGCCUUUGCCAGGCGGCUGCAAAGCGGCGGCGGCGGCGGCCGGGAAGCCGUACACGCGUCGCCCGAAGCCUCCCUACUCGUACAUCGCGCUGAUCGCCAUGGCGAUCCGGGACUCCGCCGGGGGGCGCCUGACUCUGGCCGAGAUCAACGAGUACCUGAUGGGCCGCUUCCCCUUCUUCCGCGGCGCCUACACCGGCUGGCGCAACUCGGUGCGCCACAACCUGUCGCUCAACGACUGCUUCGUCAAGGUGCUGCGCGACCCGGCCCGGCCCUGGGGCAAGGACAACUACUGGAUGCUCAACCCCAGCUCCGAGUACACUUUCGCCGACGGCGUCUUCCGCAGGCGGAGGAAGCGGCUCAGCCGCCCCUGCCCGAGCACAGCCUCCCCUGCCCAGGCACAGCCGCCUCCGGAUUCAGCCUCCCCGAGCCCCCCCGGCUCCGAGCAGAAGCCGGCGGCGACUCCUGGACCCGGAGCAGCAGCAGCGGCAGCAGCCUCCUCUGCCGGCUCCAAGUUCUCCAGUUCCUUCGCCAUCGAGAGUAUCUUGAGCCGACCUUUCCAACCCUCCGAGCAGCAGCAGCAGCAGCAGCAGCGCCCUACAACUCCGACCAGCGAAAGGGCCGUGCUGUGGUCCAUCCCUUCGGGCUACUCUCGCCUUCUCCCCCAGACUCCCGUUACCUACUCGCUCAUCCCCACUUUCUCACCUGCUGCUGCUGCUGCUAAUCCACUCUACCCCUACGGGCUGCCCGAUCCCCUCCUGCUGGAAGGAUCCGGGAGGGAAGCCGUACUGCCCCCCAGCGAUCCCCACCAAUUCUUUCCCCUGCGGACCUCCUCGUUGCCCCCCACUUCAGAAGUGCCCGCCACUUCAGAGGCAGGGGUCCCACUCAGCGCCGCUCAGCUCUACUGCUCCCUCCGGCUGCCCGGGUCAUUGCAUCAGGCUGCCUCCUAUCGACCUUAUUCAAUAGAGACCCUACCAGUGUAACAACAGAACUAGCCAAGCCCCUCCCACAUGAAGGGGUAACUUCAGGACAGGACACGGGUCUCUACGCAUUUCUUAAAAUCCAGAGACUUAAAAAGUCUGAAGACUGUGCCUUAAUGAUGGAUUUUUCUUGGCGACCAAAAACAAAAGCCAUGUGGUUUGUACUGGAUCUGGACUUUCAAAUGGACCACAACGUGAUUCUUACUGAUUGGCUGAAGGAAAGUAGUUCCCUACCAAUCAUGGCUGGUUGUUCGACUGCUAGUAGGACUCAUUCAUCCAUUUCUUGCUGCUGUAAAGCGGUUUGCCAUUCACAAGAAUGUGUAACGCACAAAUUUCAGAUUUCAAGGAGGGGUUUGUUUUGUUCUUAAAUUAAUAUUAUUGCUAUGUUGAUAGCUGUGAGUGGAAGGCUGAAAUCCUUACUCCAUCAUAAUUAAGGGUUCAGUUUGCAAACUAGUUAAAAAGGUUUCAGCUUUGGGGGACUCAUACCUUAAACUUAAGCAAAGUUGCCAAUGUUUAAUAAUCCCCUGCGUCUUUAGCAGCCUCAACACGAAGGUCCGGUAUCUGGCAAAGACACAGAAGGAAAGAUAGUAAAAAGUUGGCAAUCCUAGUUAUGAGCCCCAUUGAGCUUAAUUGAAUCUGGUUCCACGAAAAUGUUUAAACUCUAGGCUUCAAAUUGGAUGUAGUGGGAUUUACUUCCGGGUAAAUAUGCAUAGGUUGUUGAGCUGUUAGAUUGUAAAUGAUGACAACCACUUGCUCAAGCAUAGUUCUAGAGAGAUUUGACGAGAAUUUAAAGCAGAUAAAUCAGAGAUGUGAACUCGUAAGUCCUUAUAAUCCUGUCGACAACACACAUAGAAGCAAGUUUUUGUGGUUAAGCUGACAUUAAAAUCCUACCCCAGCUUUAAACAUUUACGCAGAAGUAAGCCCGAGUGAUUUCAAUGGCACUUACAUCUGUGUAACCCUCUAUAUUCAGACACAAUUACGAUCAUGCCCCGCUGAUGAGCAUCCUGGUGACAUCAGACUCAGAGAGUACUAGAUAACUGAGCAAGAAAGUCAGUCUAAAUGUACUAAUGAUCGAGGCUUAAAUCGAUAUAAACCAAAAAGAUUGUGACCUUAGAUACUGACCAAUGCAGCCACGAUUUCAUUUCUAUACUAUUGAUCUGGUUCCUUUUAUCACCGAUUAUUCCUGGUUGAAUAAGGACUAUUGUAUCUGCACUUGUAAGUCUUUCCAGGCUCCGGGGUUUGCAGCCUUGCGUCUUGGUACCCCGUACCCGUGUACUGGUGCGAGUCUCACCUGACAGAGGGAAGGGGGAGGAGCGAAGCUAUUUAUACAUUUAAACCAUCUUCGUUUCAACAAGACAGGCUACCACUUUUUAAAUUAAUAUUUCUGUUUGAAUCAAAGAGCAACUUCGUUGAGGGGAGCGUUUUGUGCGCGCGGCUGCUGCCACUAGUUGAUUCUCCUCCCCCUUCCUCAAAAUAUUAGAGGAGCAACCUGAGGAUCCUAUCCUGAAGACACUUGAUCCGUUACUUUCCAGGGUAUUCUUAGAAGAGGGAUCCAAAGGGAAACCCCAAAAACUCACUGCCACUGGAGAGAAAGAGAGCUUUUAAAUAUAUAUAUAUAUAUAUAUAUGUGCCUGUAGUGAUGUGUGUGUGUGUGUGUGUGUGUGU
This is a messenger RNA of Hemicordylus capensis (graceful crag lizard), 3625 nucleotides long. RefSeq names its product forkhead box Q1 (gene FOXQ1). The coding region runs from base 794 to 1963 and encodes 389 amino acids. The record is from RefSeq and is a predicted model, not a curated record. Gene Ontology annotation, molecular function: DNA-binding transcription factor activity, RNA polymerase II-specific; RNA polymerase II cis-regulatory region sequence-specific DNA binding. Gene Ontology annotation, biological process: anatomical structure morphogenesis; cell differentiation; regulation of transcription by RNA polymerase II. Lineage: Eukaryota; Metazoa; Chordata; Lepidosauria; Squamata; Cordylidae. The transcript has a single exon.